GUGCGGACCGGUAGCUUUCGAGUCUGCAUUCAGCGGAAAAGAUUUAUCAAUACAACUGUCGCUAAACCAAUCGCUAGUGAAGUUCCUGCUAAGAUGCAAAUCGACUUAACGGAGAGGAUUCUUCUGCAUCUGGAAAAAUGUGACAAAGUUAACACAUUGGACCUGGUGUCAAUACUGAACGAGGACCAUCAGCGGAUCAUUGGUGCAUUAAAAAGUAUAGAAGCAACUGGAAGUUUGGUUACCUCCGAGCCCACAUCGCGGAAAACCCUGGCAUUGACAGAAGAAGGCGCUUAUGUGGCAGAGAAUGGUAGUCAUGAGGCUGCUGUUUAUAAUGCAGUUCCACCGGAAGGAAUAUCGCAAGCCGAGCUGAUGAAAUCAUCACCGAAUGCAAAAGUGGGCUUCAGCAAGGCCAUGUCACAUGGAUGGAUCUUCGUAGACAAAUCCGUUACCCCGCCAGUGGUGAAGAAAAAGGUGGAUAAAAUCGAUGAUAUUGUUAAAACCCAUCUGGUUGAAAUACGUCAAGGCAAGGGUGAAGGCAUCCCAGAGAAUGUUAAGAAUGAGUACAAAAAACGCAAGUUGCUGCAAGAAAUCGUUACUAAAAGUUUCAUCCUGUCCAAGGGACCCGAAUUCUCAACAAAACUUCAGAAACUUGAGACCGACCUCACUGUAGAUAUGUUGGCGAACGGUUUGUGGAAAGAUUUGAAAUUUAAGGCGUACAACUUCGAAGCCCUGGGAGCACCACCAGAACGAGGUCAUUUACAUCCCCUACUCAAGGUACGAACUGAAUUCCGACAGAUUUUCCUUGAAAUGGGUUUCACCGAGAUGCCUACAAACAACUAUGUGGAAUCAUCCUUCUGGAAUUUCGACGCUCUCUUCCAACCGCAACAGCAUCCCGCCCGUGAUGCUCACGACACUUUCUUCCUUAACGAACCAAGUAGCAGCCACAAGUUCCCAAUGGAGUAUCUCGAACGAGUCAAGGAAGUCCACUCAAAAGGAGGAUAUGGAUCGCAAGGCUAUCGCUACGAUUGGAAGAUUGAAGAAGCUCAGAAAAACUUGUUGCGCACGCAUACAACGGCUGUUAGUGCGCGGAUGCUCUACAAACUCGCCAACAACCCCGACGGAUUCAAACCCGUCAAAUAUUUCAGUAUAGAUAAAGUGUUCCGGAACGAAACACUCGAUGCAACUCAUCUGGCGGAAUUCCAUCAAGUUGAAGGUGUAGUCGCCGGAUAUGGGCUGACUCUAGGGGACCUAAUUGGAACUUUGUACGAAUUCUUCCGGAAAUUGGGUAUCACCCAAUUACAGUUCAAGCCAGCUUACAACCCAUACACUGAACCUAGCAUGGAAAUAUUCUGCUUCCACCCCGGCCUAGGAAAAUGGAUCGAGGUGGGAAAUUCAGGUGUAUUCAGACCUGAGAUGUUGCUUCCAAUGGGCAUUCCGCCAGAGGUGAACGUAAUUGCCUGGGGCUUGUCGCUUGAACGGCCAACUAUGAUCAAAUACGGCAUUAACAACAUUCGAGAUCUAAUUGGACCGAAAGUGGACUUGAAAAUGGUUGAGGAGGGCCCGAUUUGUCGAUUAGAAAGAUAAACGCAAAGAAUUCAUGUUAUUUAUAUAUUUAAAAGUAAUUUCAUUGGAAUUGUUCAGCCUGAUUUCGCCUUUGAGGCGGCUUUUCCAAAACGAUCAAUAAAAUUGAUUUAUUUUGUGGAAU
Hermetia illucens (black soldier fly) is the source of this 1705-nucleotide messenger RNA. It is a transcript of the gene alpha-PheRS, whose product is annotated as phenylalanine--tRNA ligase alpha subunit. The record is from RefSeq and is a predicted model, not a curated record. The transcript has 2 exons. Gene Ontology annotation, molecular function: phenylalanine-tRNA ligase activity; ATP binding; tRNA binding. Gene Ontology annotation, cellular component: phenylalanine-tRNA ligase complex; cytoplasm; cytosol. Lineage: Eukaryota; Metazoa; Arthropoda; Insecta; Diptera; Stratiomyidae. Gene Ontology annotation, biological process: phenylalanyl-tRNA aminoacylation. The coding region runs from base 94 to 1584 and encodes 496 amino acids.